Messenger RNA from Loa loa (African eye worm), 177 nucleotides. RefSeq lists its product as hypothetical. NCBI's taxonomy places the organism in Eukaryota, Metazoa, Nematoda, Chromadorea, Rhabditida, Onchocercidae. The record is from RefSeq and is a predicted model, not a curated record. Bases 1 to 177 code for a protein of 58 amino acids. The transcript has 2 exons.
AUGUCACAAACUGAAAAACAAUUACUUGAACAACAGGAACGUGAUUUACGUGAGGAAAAACGAGCUUUAUUAAAGAGACGUUUAAAGGAUUUUGUGCAUACAUCAGAUGGUCGACGACCAAUGACAUCACAUUUGUCAACGACAACAAAACAUACCAAUGAUGAGAAGAAUGAAUGA